AUGACGCUGGCUGAUCAGUCCCCUGCAGAUGAAGAAGCUCUCCAGGCAGUCGCCAAUGGCGGCUCCAUGGACCUAGAGAAAUGGAGUGGCAUGGUAGGGCCUUUACUGGAGCGUCUGGAAAACAUCGUAUACAAUGUGUUUCCUAUGCCCAAAGUGCCUCCAGGGUCGUACAACCACCAACUGUUCCAACAGCCAUCCCAGACCUCUGAGACGACCACUGUCCCGCCCGAAAGCAGUAAUAAGGAGAAUACUGCUCCGGGCGAUCUGCAAACUACUCCAGCGCCAACCCAUUCUUUGCCACCGACCGAGAGCGUGCCUGACUCGCAGCCUGAGUCAACACAGCCGUCGAGCGACUUACUACCACCACCACUUGCCCUUCUCCUGAGCUCUAUCAAGUCGGCGAUUCAGUCUUUUUUCCUGAGCAAGCCGCCGCAUACUAUCCAGCGAUUUGCGGAGCUUAUUCUCCACCCGACAGCUCACUAUAGGACAUUACCUGCUUAUCUCCGAGCUGUGGACCGUGUGGUUUCGGUGACUAGCGGCAUAGACGUUUUUCCUGCUAGCAUCUUGGAAAACACCACCCCCAGCGGACAGUCGAACGGACUCGCGCACCCCGCGAACAGUGCCGGGACCUACCUAACUACGGACUAUGCGUCUGGUUUAGGGAGCGACGAGUCUCUGGGUGGUGCGCUACUCACCCCGAUUCCGUGGCUCACCAACGCCUCGUUCGAGGGUGACGAGGUCUCCGGGUUGGAGGAGGAGCAAGCUGUACCAACACAACCACAAGAGAUGGAAAGCGACGAUAACAAUAUCGCAUCUGCGAAAGAAACUACGACAACCUUUACUGAUGUCGAAGAGGCUGCUCAUCGUACUGGUCAGCGUAAUUCUACCUCGCCACCAGCAGAAUCUCCAGACGAAGUCCCCCAUGCUCGUGGCCCGGCACUCUUGGGCGUUCAGGAUAUGGGCCUGCAAGAUGGAAAAGGUGUGGAGGUUAAUCUUGGUGACCUAAAUAACCAAUCUGCUCUAGGCGAAGGUGCCUCCGAUGUCUUGGUCUCGGCCUCCACCGAAGUAGUACAGGAGGCUAACGCCCCCGAUGGAGAUGGGGACAUCGUCCUCGACGACUCUACGCCCAAGGAACAGACAGGCAAGACAGAGAAUUCGACAGAAACAACCCAGGAUGACUUCGGAAUUACCGAGUCAACACAAGCAUCAGACUCCGAGAAGAAGAACUGA
Messenger RNA from Penicillium maclennaniae, 1230 nucleotides. RefSeq lists its product as uncharacterized. Gene Ontology annotation, cellular component: nucleus; protein phosphatase 4 complex; cytoplasm. The transcript has 5 exons. Gene Ontology annotation, molecular function: protein phosphatase regulator activity. NCBI's taxonomy places the organism in Eukaryota, Fungi, Ascomycota, Eurotiomycetes, Eurotiales, Aspergillaceae. The record is from RefSeq and is a predicted model, not a curated record. Gene Ontology annotation, biological process: protein dephosphorylation. Bases 1 to 1230 code for a protein of 409 amino acids.